AUGGCCUAUGGCGAGGUCACUACCGGCGCAUUAGAAAGAGGGUCUGUACCUGACAUGAACCUUUGCUUUCCGUAUGAGAUUCCUGAUAAGGAUCGCCUUGAGUGCGUCGGCAUUUUGAAUGGCUACCCUUCGUGA
Chondrus crispus (carragheen) is the source of this 135-nucleotide messenger RNA. RefSeq lists its product as hypothetical. The transcript has a single exon. The coding region runs from base 1 to 135 and encodes 44 amino acids. The record is from RefSeq and is a predicted model, not a curated record. Lineage: Eukaryota; Rhodophyta; Florideophyceae; Gigartinales; Gigartinaceae.